This is a messenger RNA of Drosophila willistoni, 1280 nucleotides long. RefSeq lists its product as uncharacterized. The record is from RefSeq and is a predicted model, not a curated record. The transcript has 3 exons. Lineage: Eukaryota; Metazoa; Arthropoda; Insecta; Diptera; Drosophilidae. The coding region runs from base 1 to 1239 and encodes 412 amino acids.
AUGACAGAUAACAAGGACCAUGAUCUACCAACGUGGCUUGGUGAAGAGUUCAUCACAGAAGUCUUAAGAAAGUAUGAAAGUGAAUCUGAACUCCAAGUGCUGGAACUAAAAGUCUCACCAGCAUGUAGCAAAGGUGAUCACUAUGCCAGUGUGAUGUUCCGAGCGGAAGUGAAAUACAAAACUGGCAAUGGAAAAUUCUUUCAGUCUUUAAUUGUCAAAGCUAUGCCCGAACAAGAAGGUCACAUGAAAGACAUGUUAUCUGAAUCGCAUGUUUUUGAUACAGAAAUUGGAAUUUAUGACAAAGUGAUGCCAAUGUUUAAGAAAAUUCUUCAACAAGCGGGUGACAAUACGAAACUUAAUGCAAACUGCAUAUAUAGUAGCCUGGAGCCAAGAAAAGUGUUGAUCUUUGAAGACCUUUUGCCCUUGGGUUAUAAUUUGAUAAGUAAUCGUGAUUUUACGCAUGAAGAAAUACGUUGCGUAUACGCAAAGCUGGCCACAUGGCACGCAGCUAGCAUGAAGAUACUAAACGAGCAACCUGAAAUUUUAAAGGAAUUCAAACAUGGCUUAUUUGAUAUGCCAACAUUUAAUAUUAAUCUUACAAGUAACUUUUCUAUCUUCCGCGAACUAUUGGAUGAAGUGCCCGACUUGACCAAAUACAAAACAUACUUUGAAAAGAUACAAGAGACGUACGUUCAAGAUCUGGAAGCUGUCAUGAAAGAGUAUUCCAUUAAUCGACAACCUGAUGGCUUUUAUGUGCUCUCCCAUGGGGACCUUCAUUUUGGAAAUAUCAUGUAUAAGUACAAUAAGGAGAAUGGAGCAGUGGAUGAUUGUAUUCCAGUGGACUUUCAAUUAUGUACUGUGUCACCCAUAGUCAUAGAUCUUUUUUACUCGGUAUAUGCUAUAAUGGGACCGGAAGAUCGAUUGUAUAACUUGGAUAAACUGUUAAGUUUUUACUUUGACAGUCUGUUGGAGAAUUUGACAAAGAUUGGUUACAAAGGAAUUUUGCCAACAUUAGAUGGAUUUUGGCAGCAAAUUCAUAAACACAAAUAUUUUCAAUUCAUGUUGCUCACAACAUUCUUACCUACUGCAUGGGCCAUUAAAACAAAAGCAUUUGAGAUUGCGGAGCUGUUUGGGAAUGAAGACGUACGUCGCAAAUCUUAUCGUUUAGAUGGUGUUGUAAAUGAGUUAAAAGAAUUGUUGCCCAGAUUUGAAAAAUUGGGCUACUUUAAAAAUCUGUAAUAAAUAAAAUAUUAUGAUGUUCCGAAAUGAAGUGGAAUAUA